CUGAAGCAGUGACAUUUCGCUUGUCUGUUGUGUAUGUUUUCAAACUAGUAAUUUGGUUCUGGCAUGUUUUCAUUGUCAGACGGGUACCAAAAGUAUUAUAUCAGUGCAGUAUAUAGCUUUAAUCAAUCGUGUUGCAUCAGCGGCUAAAUGUGAUCGCGAUAUUAUAUUUUGUAAUGGAAACGGCGUUUUUUGUAGCAAAUACAUUCUCUGUACCUGACAGCUACAUAAAAACAACUACUGUAAGUGAUCGUGUACUUGUGGCGGUACACCAUUCAUGGCUACACUCUCUGAUAAGGACGCACCAACUUCCAGAAUUUAUUGUGCAUGAUGUUCUACUACCGGAAGAAGUUAAGAUUCUCUUGGAGCAAGGAGAAGAUCUUGGUCCGCACUGGAAGAAAAUAUAUGUUAGAAUUUUGCACAAACAAACACAAAAGGUGAUACCUCUUCCUCGAGUAAGGGUAGAGAGCUCAAGUUCGGAAACUGCUUUAUCAUUUUCUCAGCUCUUACACUAUGUUGCACAGACAAAUUUCAAGAAUCUGUGGAAAGAUGCCUUCAAAAAGUAUUUUAAUGUAUGUGGAGCUGUAUCAAAUGAUGGUAAAAAUGCAUCUAGAAUCACACUUACAGAUAGUGAUGCAGUCAUGCGUGAAGUGAUAUUACGAACAUUUGGUUGCCCAAUUUUUCGCCUUGAUGAAGGUUUUAUUGAUGUGUAUAAUGAAGAUGGAAAGAAAUCAUUUGAAGUUCACUGCAAUAUCUUGCCAGCACUAUGUGCCGUGGAGACACCACAAUGCUUUCUACUGAUCCAGGAACCAUACAUAAAGCACACACUACAAGACUGUGUUACAUUCAGUCCAGCAUUGCUUGGAACAUCUCACAUCAAGCCUCUUUUUAUAAUCUACCAACUAUUGCAAGCAAUGCGAUCAAUGCAUGAUCGUGGCCUUGUGCUGGGAGAAAUUGCACUAAGUGACAUCCUUAUAACUGAGAAUCUUUGGAUACAGGUAAUGCCACGACUGGAAGAUAACAUCAAUUGUGAUCCGUCUUCUAACGUUGGAGAUGCAGAGAAUGAAAAUAUGUUCAGUCCAAAAAUUCAAAAUGUAGAACUGGUAGCAAAUGAUCUCAAAGAAGAUAUAUCAGCACAGAGCAAUAUUAGGCCUCAUGAGGAAGUGAGGGCGCACCAAGAAUACUUCCAGAGAUACUCAAACCCUCAUAACAAGUUUAUUCCCAAGACUGAUACUGACCAUAAAAUGUUGGACCAUAAAAGCAAUAAACAAAAGCUUGAAAAAAUACCUUUAGAGAGCUAUUGCGAACAAUGGAUUAGAGGGCAGCUAUCUAAUUUUGAUUAUUUGACCAUCUUAAACAAUUUAGCUGGUAGACGCCAUGGGGACCCUGUCUGUCACCAUGUUAUGCCAUGGGUAACAGAUUUCACCUCUCGGACAGGUUCCAACUGGCGUGAUCUGACACGUUCCAAAUAUAGGCUGAAUAAGGGAGACAGGCAGCUGGAUCUGACGUAUGACACAGCCACUGGGACAGCACAGGUGCCGCACCAUGUUUCAGAAGUUCUCUCUGAAAUAACAUACUACGUGUACAUGGCACGGAGAAUACCAAAAUCCAUUCUCUGUAAAUACGUCCGCCCAAAAUGGGUCCCAGCAGAAUACCCUUCAUCCAUUCAGAGGAUGCAAGAAUGGACUCCUGAUGAAUGUAUUCCUGAAUUCUUUUCUGAUCCUACUGUUUUUGAGUCCAUCCAUGAGGAUCUUCCUAACCUGGAAAUUCCAUCUUGGGCAACUUCUGUUGAGGAUUUUAUUGAAAGACAUCGUGAUAUACUGGAGAGUAAUCAUGUCUCUGAGAGGCUACAUCACUGGAUAGAUCUAACCUUUGGAUACAAGUUAUCAGGAAGUGCUGCAGUGAAGUCGAAGAAUGUGUGUCUUCACCUUGUUGACAGCCAUAUGACCCUUGCACAAACAGGUGUAGUGCAGUUGUUUACACAGCCACAUCCAUCACGGAUUUGUGCGUCUCCAUACUGGGGAAAGACUCCACCCAGAUUACAGCCAUCACAGAGGGAUAAAAGGAACAAGAAUGUUGACCGUGCGAGUGAAGAUGAAGGCCACAGUUCAGGAUUCGAAGAAGAUGAACAGUCUUUGUCUCAGGGUGGAUCAAAAUCAUCACCACUUGCACUUAAUAAACUUUUGAGUCGAUCUAGAGGUUCACUGUUGGGCUCUUUUCCAACAUCUUCACCUGAUGAAACCUGCCCUCAGCAAAAGACAGGAGCUGGAAAUGGUGCUGCCUCCAUUAUGCUUCCAAAGGACUACAACCCAGUAGCUGCUAUUCAAAGUGUUGAAUCGAUGUACAACUUCCUUAACAAGACUCUGCACAACAGCCCUAAAUCUCUGAAAGAAGAAUCUCCUUGUAUUGGCAGUGGCAUUGGCUAUAAACAGAUUGUAGCUUCAAGAAGACUACAUGAAAUGGAGGUUCUGGGCUGCAUAGUGGUUGAAAUGCUGCUUGCUCAACAACUAAGACCUACCAGCAGCAGUGAACCAGUUUGUCCCAUGUUCAGACUUGAAAUAUGUCGUGCAGCUUUGUCACGAGCUGCUGACAUGUUACCACGCAAUGUGAGGCAUGCAAUAUCAUUGUUGCUCAUGGAAGAUACCAUGAGAGACUCCUGUGGGCGGCGGCCUGCAGUAACAUCUCGUGGCCUUCCGCCUCCAUCUGCUCACCAGCUGUUGCAGCCACUGUUAGCCCACUGUGCCUUCCCAUUUCCAGCACACUUUUUGACUCUCACAAAACUUCUCUGCCGUCACCACGAUUUCUGCAGCCUUGUUAGGGAAAUGUCAUUUUUGAACCUGCAGGAGACUGUUGAGCCUGACAUUGCUGAGAAGAUAAUGAACUUUAUUACUGAAAUAAACAAACUGAAAGUCAAGGUAAUGAAACAAGAACUGACAGUUCUACUUCCUGAAAUCUCAUCUGUUUCGCAAGAAAGUCUUGAAUUAAUUCUUCCAUACAUCAAGGAACUUAUGGAAGAUCCAGAAACAUCAGUGCUGGCAGCUUGGAACCUUUUUGAUCUUGUUGCAAAACAUCUUGGGCCUAAGCACACCUCUAAGUUUCUGAUGCCAUCGAUUCUUAAACUGUAUGAGAAUGGCACAGAAGAUGACAGUGAGCAGAGCAGCAAACAUGUUAAACUAUACCAUCACAUUUUUCUGCUGCAGUUAAUUGUUCGUCUAGGACUCAAAACGUUCCUUGAGAAUUUUGUGAGUCCUUUGGUGGAAGCCGUUGGAGGCUACAGAGAUUACUACAGCCGUGAUGGAGCCUCCUUUCAGCAGGGUUCAGAUCUUAGAAAUGCAACAUCUUCUCUUAAAGGCUGUGAUUUUGACGACAGUACUGUAGUGGGUGUGCUUUCUCCAUUGGAUGAAGACUCUUCAGGUGACUCUGAAAAAUCUAAGCCAUCGAGUGGUGACAAUGUUGAGCAGACAGGAGAAACAGAGAAAGAUGUGCAAAAUGGUGCUGAACCAGAGGUCUUUGUGUUUGAAACAGGUGAAAAAUCAUCACCUGAUGACCCAGAAACUCCUUUGUAUCAUCUCAUGGAGCAUCUUGACUUGGAGUUGCCUGACCCUGCAGCUAUUGAUGAUGACGGCUCCCUAGAAAUAAAUUUUCAAGAAGAUGAGACUGUUCAUGAAGCAGCUGAAGAAGAUGCCAUUGAGGUUUCAGAAGAUUUCUCUGAUCCAGAAUUCCAUGCAGCAGACGGUAGCACUGUUCAUUUUAAUACUCCAGCUGCAUUUUUAGAGUCUAAAGACAUUGAUGUUUCUGAAAUGGAACCUGCAGCUGAAGAAACUCCAAACAAGACAAAUGAAAUUCAGCCUCUUCGGAAGAAAUCUAAUGCUCAAUUUAAGGUAUCAGACAUGAGUGCAGAAUCUGUCAUAUGGCUCUCUCACCGGCUAGGCCCGGUACUGACAGCACGUCAUCUCUCACGAAAUUUAUUACGGAUGCUGGCACUGUGCUAUACAGGGUACUCCAACAUGGCUCGUGCAGCUCCACCCACAGCUGAAAUGGGUACUCUCAGCAUUGCUGAGGGACAUGUUCAGGGUGAUCAUAGUGCCUGCAAAGUCUUGGACUGCUUAACAUCUAUAGCUGCUUUGUAUGGGGAACAGAUGAUUGUUCUUCAGUAUCUUCCACAUAUGAGUGAGUUAAUAGCACUUUGCAAAAGGAAACUUACUCCAAAUUUAGAAGGUGGUGUAGUUGGGAGCCUGGCACUACUCAGACAUAUUGUUCCAUUCCUGUCUGAUGCUGUUUUAAUGGACCAGCUACAGGAUGUUAUUUUGAAAUCUGUGCUAAACCCUGUUGUCAGACUUUUAUCAACAACACGCACAGUAUUUCCAUCUGGUGCAGCAGCACGUUCAGCUGUUGCUCGGAAAUUUGCUGAUGCCAUUUAUGUUGUUGCAUUGAGGAUCGGUCAAGAGAUGUCUCGACGCCAUCUAGCAGUACCUCUGCUGCAGAGAUUUUUUCUUGCCUUCGACAAAGCCUUCAUGCGCUGUGCUCUCGAUGAUUCAUUACAGGGUGCCCAGUCUGUGAAUUCAUCUACAAAAGAAGCUGCUACAAGGUCUGACAAUGACAGUGAGGGCCCUGACAUAUCUAUUGGAGCUGAAAUGCGUGGGAAUCUGCUCAACAGAGUGAAGGAGAAUGAUUUUACAGAUUCAUACUCUCCCCCUCCAGCUAUUUCUUCAGAUGGAGAGCAGUUGCUGGAGCAAACCAGACACCAGGCGAUGGAAGAGUUAAAAAAAGUAUUUGUGCCAGAGUUAGCACAUAGAACAUAUCUCCCAUUGCUAAGAUUCCUUGGUGAAUCAGUUAUGGCACAGUCUCUGAAGAACGAGGAAUUUAUUAGAAGUCUGUGUUCUCAGGCUGAACAGGAGAGUCAGCAACAGGCAUCCCCUGUGGGAAUUGUGGAAGACACAAGAUGCUCAUCUGACCGGUUGUCUCCAAGUGGGACACAGGUGGCAGAGAGGACAUCAACUGGUAGCUUUGGGAGUAAUGUUGAAGUUGUUGGCAAUAGAAUUGAUUUACAGAGUGCAGAUAUCCCUUCUGUUCUACCAACAGAAAGUGCGGGUAUUGCUUUUCAAGAAAGUGCGGGUGACUUGAUGAAUCUCAUAAGCAAAAAAAUGGAGAAUACAAACAGGCAUUUACAUGGAAACUGGUUGGCAUACUGGGAACAUGAGAUUGGGCGACCUGAUAAAGAAACAAAUUUUAAUUUCAAGCAGAUAAAACUUCAGAGAUUCUCAGGACAUACAAGUAACAUCCGCACCAUACAAGUGUUAGACAAUGAAAAUAGUUUCCUUAGUGGAAGUCGUGACAAGACUGUGAAACUGUGGUCACUAAGAAGCCAGGGUGAUGGAACUGCUGUUUCCCCGUGUCGAUGGACUUAUACUGGUCACCGUAAGUGUGUACUGGCAGUGGCACUUAUAGAGUCACUACGGCUUGCUGCCUCGUGUGACUCAAUCAUCCACAUAUGGGACCCAUUUAUGGGAAGUGUAAUUGCUCAUAUGAACUCACCACGCUACCCACCCGUCAAUGUCCUUCAGGCUUUGCCACCACCAAGCCGUGUCCUGCUUGCGGCCACUACAGACACUACACUGCGGCUUGUUGAUGCACGAACCUGUUCUUUUGUCAAUGAAUUGAAGGUGUCACAGAGCGCAACAGGACUAAUAAGAUGCAUUGCUGUUGGGCCGGAAGGCACAUGGGUGGCUGUUGGACAGUCAUCAGGAUUCCUGUCUAUGCUAGACAUCCGCACAGGUGGCCUACUGGCCUCUUGGAAAGGUCAUGACUCAGAGAUACUGCAACUUAUAUCAGCAAAUGGUGGCAACUCCAUUGUGAGCUCUUCUCUUGACCAGGCAGUUUCUGUUUGGAGUGCUGUUGAUGGCAGGUUCUGCUUUCCUAUGAAAGGGCCUACAGAACCUGUUCACUGUCUUAUGAGCUAUGGAUCGGAACUGAUAUCAGGGACCACAGCUAGCCGAAUAGGAGUCCAUUCUGCUGUUGAUAUGGAUGCCUCAUACACUUCAACUCGGCUGCGAUCCGAUACCUUCAAAGGUGUUCUUACGUCCAUGGCUGUCCUUCCUCUCAACAGGCUGCUGCUCCUUGGCGCUGACUCAGGGAACAUAACACUGCUCUGUUGAACUGUAUGUCAGCAAUAUGGAAACGAAAAACAUUUCUUUGGAUCUCAUUUACAGAAACUUUAAUUAAUAAUAUGAUUGUAAACAUUCCAUUGCAUAUUGAAGCACACACAAAAAAAUAAUAAUUACUAUUAUUAUUUGUCCAAAUACAAGCUUAGGAUGAGAAUGUGCAGCUAUUAAUUGCCAUUGUCUUCAUCACUAAAAGUUUGUAAAGGUUUUUUUGUACUAAUAUAGUAUUCAUAGCAUAACGGCAGGAAGUUUAAAAGAUAAGAAAAACCAGUUACAUGACUGCUGAAUGAUUAUUGUAGGACUGCAUUUCCAGCAGCUGUGUAAGUUUGUUCCUGUGUAAACUAGUUGUCAGUUAUAUCUGAUUUAAAAUGAAAGCACAGCCCCAGUAUUUAUUUUAAGUGUUAUUAAUCAUACUUUAGUAUUAUUUUGAUAACCAAAGAGGCUUAAAAGGUGCAUGGGAAUGGAGUUAAAACUAUGAGGGUAAGUCAAUUAUUAUCUGCAAAGUAAUUACCGUAUUUACUCGAAUCUAAGCCGCACUCGAAUCUAAGCCACACCUGAAAAAUGAGACUCGAAAUAAAGGAAAAAAAAAAAUUUCCGGAAUCUAAGCCGCACCUGAAAUUUUAAACUCAAAAUUCAAGGAGAGAGAAAAGUUUUAGUCCGCACCUCAAAAUCGAAACAAAGUUGGUCCAUUGUAAUAUGAGACACAAUUUAGGUCAAAUGAAUGACGAACACCUACAGUAGUUUGGUUCGAGUUGUAAGCUUAGCAGUUAAGCUUUACCAGGUAGCCCUUGCUAUGCGUCAGGCACUCCGUCCGUAUUUAUACGGGUACCCUUCCUUUUUCACGUGCUUCGUCUGGUUUGAAUCGAUUGCUUAUUUUGCUUUGAUCUGAUAAGUGCCGUUUUCUUUGUUAUAGGUGUUUACGUCACUCUAAGCUGAAAAUGCAUUACUGUACUGUGUCAGGCAUUGUUUGUCGCAUUCUGAUAGUGUGUGUUUGCAGCCUUUCGCCGCUCGCGGCAUGGCUUGUUUUUGUGCGCGCUACCGCCGCUUACAAUUAAAAAAAAGUAGAGGAAUCGUCUCAUUAACGAAACAAUGGAAAGAGACUACUACUUGUUGUUACUUACACUGCUGCUUUCUUUGAUAAUGAUCAACAACAACCAAAUAAUAGAUUGCGUAUGAUAGAACAUGUUCUGAACGAGAGUUAGGCGAAAAUUUUUCUCCGUUUGAAAAUCUUUGCGGCCGCUUCUUUAGUACAUCAAAUUCUUCACAGAAAUUAGAGUCAUCUUAGAUUUAAAAAUCUAGUCAGUUGCCGUGCUUCAUUUCUGACUGUAUCACUAUUAGGCAUAAGAAUAAUACAAAUAUAAACAUGACACGAUACGUAUGUUCUUCCGUGUUUGCUGUUGUCUCACUCUAGUUUCAUAGUUUAUUAGGCAGACAGGAUUUAAAUGAGAUAGCAGCAAACAUGAAAGAAUACAUGGCAAAAUGUUUAUAUUCGUAUUAUUCUUAUGGUGAAGAGAAUACUGUAUGUGAUUCACAUUUCAUCAGGUUCCUAUUAGCAACCAUCUCUUCUCACAGGUAGGCAAAAAUUCAGAACGUAGAGUUGGCCAUAUUGACAAAUAUCCCAAACAGUCUUGCCAGUCGGAUUUUCGUAGUAUAUUGAAAUUCUGCUACAUUCAAAGAUGAACAAUACGGAAUUUGAAACUUCCUGGCAGAUUCUGAAUACGGAAUUUGUUUUUACUUUGUUGGAUAAUGUAUGAAAAUGCAGUGGUUGAAACUCGGGGCGGAGAAAAAAGCUCGUCUUCCACCUUUUUUUAUAUUUAUUUACUGACGCAGAGGUUUUGGCGCCAGUAUUUAUCUUUGUGCCUACAAAGCAUGCCUGUUUAGCGCUACAUAUAUUCGACGGCAGAAGUUAGUUGUGGCGGCACCUACCAACAUUUUUCAGAACUUCCGCUUGCUUUGCACUCGAUUCUAAGCCGCAGGCGGUUUUUUGGAUUACAAAAACCGGAAAAAAAGUGCGGCUUGGAUUCGAGUAAAUACAGUAUAAAAUUUUAUUGUAAUCAAAUGGGAAACUUACAAGAACAUAAUUUUUCAACACAGUCUCCUUGCGUUUCAACGCACUUGGUCCAUCAUUGUACAUGCUUCCUGAUGCCAUUAUAAAAGAAGGUUCUCGGUUGAGCUGUGAGCCAGGAAUGCACCACUUCUUUCACUGCUUUGUCCAAGGCAAAUUGAUGGCCCCUUAAUGCCUGUUUGAGUGGACCAAACAAGUGAUAGUCAGAAGGGGUAAGACCGGGACUAUAUGGAGGUUGAUCCAGUACUUCAAAUUUGAGUUUCUGGAGCUUUUCAGCAGUGUGGGCAGCAGUAUGUGGACAGGCAUUGUCAUGGAACAACACAACACCUUUUGACAGCAAUCCUCAGCCUUUGCUUUGAAUUGCAGGCUUUAGCCUGGUAGUAAGCAUCUCACUGUGAUGUACACUGUUUAUUGUUGUGCCCCUUUCCCCAUAAUGUUCCAGUACUGGACCUUUUGUGUCCCAAACACCGUAAGCAUCAGUUUUCCUGCGGAUGGUUGGGUCUUGAACUUUUUCUUACACGGCGAAUUUGAAUGUUUCCAUUACAUACUCUGCCAUUUACUCUCCGGCUGAUAAUAAUGGAUCCACGUUUUGUCACCAGUAAUGAUCCUGUCUAAGAAGUUGUCCCCUUUGUUACCAUAGUGAUCCAAAUGUUUUUGGUAGAUGUCCAAGCACAUUUGUUUAUGCAACUGUGUGAGUUGUUUUGGGACCCAUCUUGUACAAACUUUAUGAAACCUAAGUCUGUUGUGGAUGAUUUUGUAGGCAGAACCAUGACUAAUUUGCAGACAGUGUGCCACUUUGACAAUAGUUAAUCGUCUGUCUAAGAUAAUCAUUUCAUGUGAAUGCUCAAAGGUUUCUUCAUUUCUGGUGGUAAAUGGUCGUCCAGCUCCUUCAUCGUGCAUAACACUUGUGCGACCAUUUCAGAAUUUGUCAGUCCAUUCGUAGACACUCCGUUGUGGCAAAACACUGUUCCUGUACUAUACCAAAAGUCUUCGAUGAAUUUUGGCCCCUGAUUUGCCUUCUGAUCACAAAACAAUAGAUCACUGAAUGUUGCUCUUCUUUGGUGCAAAUAGACGACAGAGCAGUCAUGAUUAACAGCAUGGCAGCGUUAAUGAAACCAACCUAGCAGCUUGAAAAUUGCAAAGACAUGCAACAAAUAAACAAAGCAUGCAUCAUCAACGUAAAAUAACAGUACUGCCAAAAUAAACAAAAAUAUAACUAAAUUGCGAAUAAUAAUUGACUUACCUUCGUAGUUAUGUGCAAUGAAGCUUGUACAAAUUUCAGUUAAAAAUAAGUUUGGCAUGAAGAAAAGCCAUUAUUUAGUUGAUAAAUAUUAUGUGAGACUAACUGGAUAUUUUACCCCCAAAUAGUAACUCAUUUGCUCACAUUUUCUUAAGCAGGUGUAUUGUUCCCUGUAUCAGUUUUGUUCUGGUGCACUUACUCUGGCUUCUGUGAAAAAAUAUUCCCUACAACUCAUCAAAAAUGACCCAUUUAUUUUAUAUAAUUGUUUAAUGUUGUAAGUUGUACUUUCAGCACCAUUACUGUGUUAUUCUAAAAGAGGAAGAUAAAGAAAGGAGACAAUUCAUGUCACACAAUGAAUAUGUGUAUCUGAUUGUAAACUAUGCUCUCUAUGAUUAACUUACAAUAUGAAACAUUUCAAAUGUUUCUCUAUGAUUAACUUACAAUAUGAUACAUUUCAAAUGUUCUACAUGACACAAUAGCCACUCUUCCUUUUUUUUUUUAUUCAAUGUACAUGUGUCUUUUGCCCAUCUACAGCUCAAUUUGAAAGAUUUUGUAUUGAAUCUUAAUCUGAGGUGUAGACAUUAAUUUGGUUUCUUAUUGUGUAGUGUGCACAUCAGCAUUCAGACACACUCAAAGAAAGAAGGCACACAGUGCCAAAGCAUAAGAUGUCUGAGGGUGUUUUGUGGUACAAAUAUGCGAAAACUACUGGUCAGGGUCUCUCUCACAUAACAAAUACAUUAUUGUUUUUACAUUUCC
This is a messenger RNA of Schistocerca cancellata (South American locust), 10219 nucleotides long. It is a transcript of the gene Wdr81, whose product is annotated as WD repeat-containing protein 81. The record is from RefSeq and is a predicted model, not a curated record. NCBI's taxonomy places the organism in Eukaryota, Metazoa, Arthropoda, Insecta, Orthoptera, Acrididae. Gene Ontology annotation, cellular component: mitochondrion. The coding region runs from base 174 to 6152 and encodes 1992 amino acids. Gene Ontology annotation, biological process: aggrephagy. The transcript is spliced from 27 exons. Gene Ontology annotation, molecular function: phosphatidylinositol 3-kinase regulator activity; protein binding.